UAUACUUAUGUUUUAGUAUGCAGUCACCCGGAAGUCUACCUGGUAGACCUUUGUAGGUAAUACACAUUUAAUACACAUUCAAAAACCGUUAUACAGGGCUGAUAUAUCGACAACUAAAUGUUAACCAUAGUUUAAAACAAAGACGAUAGCAAUGAGCUGUGAAGAAAGUCAAAAAAGUUCAAGCAAAAGCCAAUCAAAAGGGGGAAUUCUAAAAAAUUCAAGGAAAGGUCAAGAGGACGAAAACACAGCUCAAGUACCUGUUCCGGCUCACAAAGCCUGUGAACUGUGUGAAGGUGCUUCGUACGAAUGGAAAUGUAUUGAAUGUAAACAGUUCAUAUGCACAAGAUGUAAAGCUAUUCAUAAAAAACAAACUGCUACAAGAAAACAUCAGGUCGUCGAUGUCACUGAUGUUGGCUCUGAUCCUGCGGCUAGUUCAUCAUGCGAUACACAUAAAGAUGAGCCGUACACCUUAUAUUGUAAAGACUGUACAGUUCUCGUGUGUACUAGAUGUAUAACUACUACACAUGAGAGUCAUAGAUUCUGUGAAAUAGAACAAGUAGCAGGGAAAACAAAGAAACGACUGGAAGAAUACGUCGAAAGCUUGAGAGAAAGUCUAAGAAAAUCUAAUGAAGUUGCAGACAGGUUUCACAGAGAUAAAAGGAAAGCUUUGAAAACUUACGAUUCUGUCAUAAAGUCCGUUAACGAAAAUAUAAAAAAAAUCAUGGAGGAUCUAGAAAAGGGUAGAGAGGGGCUGACACAAAUUAUCGAAAAUGCUAAAAGCGAGGCGACACAAGAGGUUAAGCAGUGCGAAAAAGAAUAUGAAGAUAGAAAGAAUAAAAUAUGUAGACUGAUUAAUGCAAGUGAGUUGGCAUUACAAUCGAACGAUAAUAUUCGAAUUGUACAGCACCAGUCAUCAGUAGAAGACCUUAUAGAUGUGUUGCCACCAGAAGUUGAAGAUAUAGAAAUUAAUGUUCCAAAAUUUGUACCCGUUUACGCUACUUUUCCCUUAAAACCAGAAGAAAUUAUAGGAAAAGUGCAUAUUGAUGCAAACAGAGAGAAAAAGAAGCAUCCACCAUUGAGAAAGAAGGAUUCGAUUCUAAGUAGGAUAAGUCUUGACACUGAUGUUGGACCACUGAUGACAACUUCAAUUAGACAUACAUUUCGAGUUCAAUCGCUAAGCGAUCGAAGUGUAGGAUGUCUUGCCGUCGUCAGUGAUAAUGAGGCAUGGGUUGCAUGUCCGUAUGAUCAGAAUGUUUGCUUAGUGCGCAGGAACGGAAGUCUGACAAAAGAAGUCCCUACUGAUUUCAAUAUUUCUGAUAUUGCUAUUACCAAAUCAGGUGACCUCCUGUUAUCUUCGGCUGAGAGUCGAAGCUUAAAACUGCUUUGUAAAGAUGAAAUUGGAUUUCGAGAUUUUAUGGACACGUUCCCUUCCGAACCACAUGGUGUCAGUGUCGCGGGAAAUGGCGAGAUUCUAGUGUGUCUUACGGAUGGAGAUUUUGGUCAUGUGACAAGACUUUCAGAGACUGGGAAAAUCAAGCAAGAAUAUGACACCUAUGUGGUUAAAGACCAGUGCUACCUUCUGAGAAAACCCGUCCGUUGCGUGGAAACGUUAAAUGGAGACAUGUGGAUUUUAGACGAAGCUGCAAAGAAAAUCGUUGUCCUGAACAGCGAAGGGAAUUUUAGAUUUUUAUGGGACGGUCCAAAUAACGAAAACGGUAAAAUACGCAUCGAACCAAGUGGCCUUGAUUGUGAUGAUAAUGGUAAUAUUUUGGUUACAGAUUAUGACAAUGAUAAAAUAUAUCUCAUUAAUGCAGACACUUCAGAGACGGAAACUUUGCAAAUCGAAGUUAAGAAAGAACCCAUAAGAGAUCCAUAUGGCAUUGCCAUACAUGCAGACAAGUUCGUAUGGGUUGGCUGCGAUGACGGAGUGGUACACGUUAUGAGAUACCAGCGACAAAUACCGUGAACAUUAGUUAAUCAGAUUUGCUGUUAAUGUAUUCAUUUUUAAAACAAAAAUUGCAUCUUUUGCACAA
Mytilus trossulus (common blue mussel) is the source of this 2033-nucleotide messenger RNA. RefSeq names its product E3 ubiquitin-protein ligase TRIM71-like. The coding region runs from base 152 to 1966 and encodes 604 amino acids. Gene Ontology annotation, molecular function: zinc ion binding. Lineage: Eukaryota; Metazoa; Mollusca; Bivalvia; Mytilida; Mytilidae. The transcript is spliced from 2 exons. The record is from RefSeq and is a predicted model, not a curated record.